UCUUGCUGUCGUCCUGCUGGAUUGGAUUCGAGAAGGACCGCCAGAGAACGCAAGCCAAAAUCAAUCAUGGCGGACUCCACCACCACGCCGCCCAAACCCGUCCACACCAUCGUGCUCGAUGCCGGUCCCGUCCUCAAAAAUACCCCGCCGCUAUCCACCUUGCUGGCUCAAUGCGAGGAACUGCUCAUCACCCCGUCCGUGGUCGCCGAAAUUCGUGAUCCCGACGCUCGCGCUCGAGUGGAAACCCUCUACUUGCCGUUCCUGAAGCAGCGAUCCCCGUCUCCCAAGAGCGUGGCCGUCCUGAGCGAAUUCGCCCGCAAAACCGGUGACAGAUCUGUGCUGAGUAAAACGGAUAUCGAGGUCCUCGCCCUGGCCUAUGAGCUAGAAUGUGAGCGCAAUGGCGGAGACUGGCGACUGCGAAGCGUCCCCGGCCAGAAGCAGGUGAAUGGCAAGCCUCCCGCCAAGGAGGAAGAACAGAAGACCGAGGGCGAGCCCGAGUCGGUCGAGAACAAGCCCGAGACCCCGGAGGUCGAUACCGUUGCCGAAGAUCUCAAGAAAACUUCGUUAGAAGGUGGCAACGAGGAAUCACAAGUAGAGGCUGCCGCUCCUGCGACGGAGUCCGCAAAGGAUGAUGCUCAAGUUGACUCGUCGGCGGUCCAGGCACUCGAAGAGGAGGCCAAGCAAGAAGAGGAUCCUGAUGCUGCCGAUGAAUCGGAUGGCGGGGAAUGGAUCACCCCGUCGAAUUUCAAGAAGCGACAGGCUCGCGACGAAGGAAGCUCUUCGACGACGCCGGAGCCCAAGGUGAUGCAGGUUGCAACCAUGACAACUGACUUUGCGUGUCAAAACGUCCUACUCCAGAUGAACUUGAACCUGCUUUCGACAACCACCUUGCAAAGAAUUAGACACCUGAAGUCGUUCAUCAAACGCUGCCACGGUUGUUUCCUUACCACCAAGGACAUGAGCAAACAGUUCUGUCCCCGCUGUGGUAAGGACACUCUUACCCGUGUCUCCUGCACCACGGAUGCCAACGGGCAGUUCACCAUGCACCUGAAAAAGAACAUGCAAUGGAACAACCGGGGCAACCGAUUCAGCGUCCCCAAGCCCGUCCACGGGAGCUCCAAUGGCAAGUGGAAGGGAGGUGGAGGCAAAGGCGGCUGGGGAACGGAACUGAUCCUGGCCGAAGACCAGAAGGAAUACACAAGGGCUUCCGCAGAGGAGAACCGAAGACUUCGCAAAGAGCGGGAUCUGAUGGAUGAGGAUUAUCUCCCCGCUAUCCUGACCGGCGAACGAAGCAAGCAGGGAGGCCGGAUCAAGGUGGGCGCGGGCAGAAACGUGAACUCAAGAAAGCGAUAAAGGCACACAUUUGGACCUUCUCUUUCCUUUUGAUUCCCUCUUGUCUUUUGCAUCAACGCUGGAACGGAGUUUGGUCAAAAAGUUUCUUUCCUGAUGUUUAACGAUGUCCUUGCGGAUAUUUGAUGGGUUUACGAUACGGGAUGGAUUUCGACGGAUUCAUAGAGCACACAGGCAUAUAUAAGGAUAUAGAUCCAAAAGCGAAAUUUCUCUAAAAUAU
This is a messenger RNA of Aspergillus steynii IBT 23096, 1570 nucleotides long. Its product is annotated as rRNA-binding endoribonuclease. The transcript is spliced from 2 exons. Gene Ontology annotation, cellular component: preribosome, small subunit precursor. Gene Ontology annotation, biological process: maturation of SSU-rRNA; ribosomal small subunit biogenesis. Lineage: Eukaryota; Fungi; Ascomycota; Eurotiomycetes; Eurotiales; Aspergillaceae. Gene Ontology annotation, molecular function: RNA endonuclease activity. Bases 67 to 1353 code for a protein of 428 amino acids. The record is from RefSeq and is a predicted model, not a curated record.